AGAACAUUUUCAACCAAUUUUACACAUCACAUCUACAAUGGAAUCUCUGAACACGGAACAGCAAUCAAACGAUUUGGAUGUCGCCAAAAAAAUGGAAGACGAACGUUUUAGAUUACAGAGACAGGUUCGUAUGAUACAAACGGAUAGACUCCAUCGAACUAUGGGUGUGCAUCCGAAGUUCCGCAGACAAGACAAUUUAUUGAGGACACUCAAAAAGGAAUUUCUGAAUCUUCAUAAGGAUUUAAAGAUUGCUCGAUCUGGGGCACAUAAGAAGAACGACAGGAAGAUGAAAAUCGAUCUCGAACGAGCCCUUUUUUUGCGGACACAGACCAAGCAAGAGUGUAUAGAGGGUCUAACACUUAUGGAUCAAAUAGACGGAUUAUUGCAACGUAAAAACAAACAAAUGAUCAAACUGAAGGGCGCUGUCAGCUCCAAUAACGGUCAGAUUGAAGAACGUCGUAACUUAAGCGAAAACAGAUUGACUUCCGCAGAAAACAAGUUAGAAGCUGCGACGCGGAGAUUCAAUGUUGUUCAAUGUGAGAAUAAAAAGAUACGAGAUGAAAUUAAACAUAUGCUCAAUGAUAGAGCUAUAUUCAAUCAAUCGUGGACAAAAAUGCUGAACUCUUUGAACAAAGGCAAGAAGUUUCUAACGGAUCUUUUCGAAUCAUCGACCCUGGCUUACGACCAGCGUGAUGAAUGGUGCACGAAGCUGAAGUCCGUUCAGGAUAAGGGGAAAAUUGAUCAAAUGGUCCAAAUUCAGGAAAUGAGAGAUCUUCAGAAAGCAUUCGACCAUGAGAUGAAACUGUACAACUUUCUGGCAAAAAAGGGAGUGAUAAGAAUAAAUAAGAAGGAAGAAGAGAGAGAAGAGGCAAUUAAGAAGAAACAAGAAGAAGAUAUACGGAAAAAAAUUGAUUAUUAUACGAAAAUUUUGGAUGAUAUCCGUGACUAUACAAAAGAAUACAAUGCUGAACAAAUAGUGGAAACAUUCCAACGAGUUGAUGACGAAAAUUUUUCCAUUUACAAACUUCUAAAUGAAUUUUGCGCCGAAAACGAAGUACUAAGACGGAACCUUAAAGAGAUACAACGAAAUAUUGUGGACAGGAAAGAUUGGAAUGAGAUGAUGGAAGAAAAAAGACAAAGGCAGUUAGAAAGUCUGAAAGAGAAAUUAGAAGAACAAAAGAUUACCACAGAAGAUAAAAGGAACCAGUUGAUGUCAAAGGUAGAACUUAUAAAUGACACAAUGGAUAAAGUCAAUGAAAUAUUCAAGGCGUUAGACUGUCCAACGGAACCAUACAAGAAUCUCCUCGGAGAAAAGAUACCAUCGCUUCAUCACCUCGGGCUAACCUUCAGACUAAUAACCGACAAAAUUAAGGAGAUGGUUCAAGUCGCUUAUUAUUACGAACGCUUCGUUCAGAAAAAAGGUGAUAAGAACAGUUCACGACUUAAGAAGUACACUGUUCACCCUGAACCUUUAGAUUGCUGGACCGCUACCCCUAUCAGUUUUCUGGUCCCUGCUGAUCCUUGUCCAUCUUGUGUAGAAGCUCGCUGGCUCUCUCGAGUUAGCGACACACCUGAGAUACCUUUUGAUAAACUUCAAAUAAUCUCAGCUUUAACGGAUUUAUCCGAAGAUCCAGCCUUCGAGAGAAGUGAUCGAAUCCACCCCCUCAAUGAAUGCAGAGUUCCAAGGAGCAGACUUAUACUUGCAAGGCGAUAUAUGCAAUAUUAAACACAACAUUUGCUAUGUUAAAUUUA
Molecule: messenger RNA, 1752 nt
Organism: Vanessa tameamea
Lineage: Eukaryota; Metazoa; Arthropoda; Insecta; Lepidoptera; Nymphalidae
Product: cytotardin-like
Exons: 12
Coding region: 38-1726 (562 amino acids)
Source: RefSeq, a predicted model, not a curated record